Synchiropus splendidus (mandarinfish) is the source of this 2746-nucleotide messenger RNA. It is a transcript of the gene lacc1, whose product is annotated as laccase (multicopper oxidoreductase) domain containing 1. The record is from RefSeq and is a predicted model, not a curated record. The transcript has 5 exons. Gene Ontology annotation, molecular function: copper ion binding. The coding region runs from base 944 to 2419 and encodes 491 amino acids. NCBI's taxonomy places the organism in Eukaryota, Metazoa, Chordata, Actinopteri, Syngnathiformes, Callionymidae.
GGGAGAGUGUGUUUUGAGGAGAAAAACGGCGCGCGUUUAGCGGAAGAAGAUUGACACGUUCUCAGCAAACAACACAACACGAGCGCGUCGAUCUCUCCCGCCACCUGCUGGCUGCUCAAGCACAGUUCUACUUGGUGCUGUGACGUCACCAAAUGCCGGUUGGACUUGUUCGAAGUGGAACCAGCGGCUCCUGAGCAGGAAGUGCAGCAGCCGCGUGAGAACGCUCGAGCACAGCAGCAAAGAGAAGAGUGAAGACGCGCUGCCGUCGCUGUGGACGAGCCUCCGCCAAACACGUGUUUAGCUACCUUCAUCGGCACAGCGAGACCAGUCUGACCCGAGCCUAACACGUGCCACUGACUGAGUCGAUGGUCAUUGAAAAUGUACGCCGGAGUUGUAUCUCGCUGCCGCAGUCAGUGCGCGUGCGGGGCUGGCUCAUCUGUGAGGACAUGUGGGUUCGUCAGGAUCGGUUUAGCCCAGAAGUGAGGGUGAAACCUUCAGCAUAGCUGGGCUCGGUUCUGAUACUCGUAAGGACGAGGGUGUGCGUGUGCGUUGAAACGAUCCAAACGCGAGAACGUUUUCGGUGGUGAACACUAGGGGGCGCAAGUUUUUACGUGUCAGGUCAGUCGUUUCUGUUUUCGCAACGGUCUCAGAUCAAGCAACCGAACUUUGGGGAAGCGGCGCUGCAGGUGCGAGCAGGCCUUUCUUUGAGCUGAUGCCGAUCUAGUGUGUUUUGUGACCCCAAAGCAGCGCUACAGGGUGUGUUUGCACUUGCUCCGAAACAGUCCGCCGUGGAGGAAAAGUGGACCUGGACUGGGUCGGAGAGUCCCAGUGCCAGGGCUUCGUGUCGCCAGGAGUCUGACGGACAAACUCCACACCGCCUGAUCCGGACACUUCCCCUCGCACGCGGUCCUUCAAAAUAAAAGCAUACAAACCAAACGCCUGCAUGUUCGCUGCGGGUGGGCGCGCGCGCGCGCGUGCGUUUCCUACGAUCACGAUUCCUGGAAAACUCAUUCGAUGUCGCUAUGUCUUCACGGUGUGUGCGUUUGGCUGUCAUGGCCGCCGCGGUUCUGCUGGAAGGAAUUUCCUCGGGGUUUCCAGCUGGGCGUGUCUGGCCACCGGAGGCGUGGCCGAGAGUCCGGAUUCUCCCCGGCGGGACUUCGGUCUGGUCCGGCCAGAAAGACUGCGCUGCUGUGACAUGGCCGACGCUCUGCUGCUGGACCUGGUACACGGCUGCUGCGCGUCCCCGCGAGGCCUGUCAGUCACGGACGCGCGCGUCUUCCUGCUGCGCGGGAAACACGAGCGGGACUUGAACAAGCCGCCGGGGAGCGCGCGCGUGCUGGACUGCGAGUCCACCGCGGAGGGCUUGUUCCGCUUGAAGCAGAUUCUGGACCAGCUGGACUUGAAGUCGGUCCAGGUUGUGACCAGCCCGCGGGGACGGGACCGGCUGCGUCGGUACCUGUCGCUGCUCUUCACGGACGUGUACGAGUUCUCCUUCCUGGUGGAGUGCGCCAGCUGCUCGGGCCACGCCCACCCGGACCGACCAGCCCAGGUAGAACCGGAUGCAGAGAAAGAAGUGGCCGAGUACCUGCACGAGUUGCCGGCUCUGAAGGGUCCCGUCUCGGUUUUGACGUCGUCGCUCAUCCCAGACCUCUUCGGCCAUGGCUUCAGCUGCAGGACCGGAGGCGUCACUGACAUCGCCACGCUGUCGGCUCUCAACCUCUUCAGCAGCCGCCAGCGCCGAGACCCUCCUGCCGUGGUGCAGGAGAACCAGCGGCGCCUGGCGCUCCACGCGGGCUUCCACCCGAGGCCCCUGCUCAUGCUCAAGGUGGAACACUCCAACAGGGUCUGGGUUCUGGGACGAGAUGAACCAGAACGGUUCGACGCCAUGGUGACGGACCGGGCCGGCGUGGUUCUGGCGGCUCCGGGCGCCGACUGCAUCCCCAUCCUGUUGGCAGACCCGGUGACCCGAGUCAUCGGGGUGGCUCACGCUGGCUGGAGAGGAACGCUGAUGGGCGUUGCCGUGGCGACCGUGGAGGCCAUGGUGACGGGGUUCGGUUGCCGGGUCCAAGACCUGCUGGUGGUGCUGGGCCCGUCCGUGGGGCCGUGCUGCUUCAGGCUGGACCGGGAGAGGGCGCUGGACUUCCACCCCGACUGCGUGGCCGACCCCGGGUCUGAGCGGCCGCACGUCAACAUCCGGCUGCAGAACAGGAUCCUCCUCCAGAGGGGCGGGGUUCUGCCGGAGAGGAUCCACGACGACACGGUGAGCGGCCGCGCCGGCGUCACCCUCUGCACCUCCUGCCACCCGCAGCGCUUCUUCUCUCACGUCAGAGACGGACCCAACUUUGGGACCCAGGUGGGUUUCCUGUGGAUCAAAGAGAGGCCGGAGCCGGAGCGGCCUGCAGGGGGCGCCGCAAGCUGACGCGACUGUCUGACGUCAUGGCCGCUGAAAAACACUGCUGCAGUUUGUGUGUCGGGCCACCAGGGGGCAGGCUCUUCCGCACUUCUGUCCACACUGUGGUGAAUUAAAACGCGUAUCUCCUCACCUGGCUGGUCACACCUGAGCUGAGGGGCGGGCGGGCUCCCACUCUCCUGAUCAGCCCAGACUUUGCUGUGUGUAGCGUGGGACGUUAGAGCAGGUGUGCGGCGGAUGGUGGAGGAGCAGAAGCUGGACAGAUGGAGGCCCCGGCGCGGCGAGGAGGAGGCGGAGACUUGGAGCGGCCAGUGGCCUGGCGCGGGCGCUGCUGAG